This is a messenger RNA of Truncatella angustata, 1445 nucleotides long. RefSeq names its product inosine-uridine preferring nucleoside hydrolase. Gene Ontology annotation, biological process: purine nucleoside catabolic process. The record is from RefSeq and is a predicted model, not a curated record. Gene Ontology annotation, cellular component: cytosol. Gene Ontology annotation, molecular function: purine nucleosidase activity. Lineage: Eukaryota; Fungi; Ascomycota; Sordariomycetes; Amphisphaeriales; Sporocadaceae. The transcript is spliced from 4 exons. The coding region runs from base 205 to 1344 and encodes 379 amino acids.
UUUGUUGUUUUGUAACAGAAAUCCGUUGUGAAGCUCCGACAUUCCGGUCUUUAUUAUUAGGGCCCACCCAUUACGAACCGACGGUGUCCGGCUGUGGCUGAGUUAUCUUUCUCGCAUCAAAACUCCGAACUCAUAGAAAAGGGGAGAGAAAGGCAAUUCAGCGCAUUUUCGACUACCACUGAAAGCGCGGGUGUUACUGUAGUCAUGGCAGCACCAGUUCCUGUUUGGCUGGACUGCGAUCCAGGUCAUGAUGACGUGUUUGCGAUUCUUCUGGCCGCCUAUCAUCCCGGCAUCAGGCUGCUCAACAUCAGCACGGUCCACGGGAACGCAUCGUUGGAUAAGACAACAAACAAUGCGCUGUCCGUCCUGAAGGCCAUCGGCAAGCACCAGGAGGUGACCGUCUACCCGGGCCAUGCUCAUGCGCUUCGGCGCGCCCCUAUCCACGCGCCCACGGACAUCCACGGCGAGUCUGGCCUCGACGGGACGGAUCUCCUGCCGAAGCCUGCAACGCAGGCGGACCGCUCCGUGGAUGCCAUCGACGCCAUGGCCGAGGCAUUGUGGGCCACGGAGCCCGGUACCGCAUGGCUCGUGGCCACCGGCGGCCUGACGAAUGCGGGCGAUCUUUUCAUCAGAUAUCCCGACCUGGCCGGUCACGUCAAAGGCGUCAGCAUCAUGGGCGGCAGUCUGGGCGGCGGCUUCACGCCCGCGCCGCUGGGCAAGGUGGACGGCGUGGAGCGGAUCGGGAAUUACACGAAAUGGGCCGAGUUCAAUGUUCUCAUCGACCCCGAGGCCGCAGCCGCCUUGUUUGAGAAUGAGGUCUUGAAGGGCAAGAUCACACUCAUCCCGCUCGAUCUGACGCAUCUCGUGCUGGCGACAAGCGAGGUGCAAGAUACGAUCUUGUAUGGACCGGGAUACGAGGGGGAGAAGAGCGGCAAGGGGAAGACGCAACUGAGGACUAUGUUGGUGGAAUUGUUGAACUUCUUUGCUGCGACUUAUAGGGAUGUGUUCGGCAUCGUGGAGGGCCCUCCCCUACACGACCCACUGGCCGUCGCAGCGGCUCUUGCUGGUACGCAAUGGGAGAUUCCUUUCUAUGACUUCGACCCAAAAAGCGCCGAAGGCGAUAGACGCCCCGAACGUUUCGACGUCGAGGUUGUCACCGAGGGCACCCUUGAGGAAGCUUUGAAUGGUGCGCAGACAGGACGCACAAUUGCGAAGUUACUUGAGCCUGGUGUGCCUGGAGUGCGAAUACCCAGAGGUUUGGAUAUGGUGUUGUUCUGGAAGACUAUUGAGGAAUGCUGUCAAAGAGCCGACGACGCAAACGCGAAGCACUUGGCUGGGGCAUAGAUUUUCUAGUAGACACUACGCUUCGGUGGACGUCUACUGAUCAUUAGGGAUGAUUCAGAUUAUAAAUCACUAUAGACUACAAGAUCUACAAAGAUUACAGC